Molecule: messenger RNA, 408 nt
Organism: Chionomys nivalis (European snow vole)
Lineage: Eukaryota; Metazoa; Chordata; Mammalia; Rodentia; Cricetidae
Product: tubulin alpha chain-like
Exons: 2
Coding region: 1-408 (135 amino acids)
Biological process (GO): mitotic cell cycle; microtubule cytoskeleton organization
Cellular component (GO): cytoplasm; microtubule
Molecular function (GO): structural constituent of cytoskeleton; GTP binding
Source: RefSeq, a predicted model, not a curated record
AUGUGUGAUGUCAUCCGCCAUGGGACGGUCUCCCCACCUCAGCCCGGAGACCCACCUCCCAAGAGAUGCCGCAUUGUCCAGCUGACAAUUCCCAGCAUCCAGCACCCACCAUUCUGUUCUGUUUACUCCACUGGCUUCAAGGUUGGCAUUAAUUACCAGCCUCCCACUGUGGUACCUGGUGGAGACCUGGCCAAGGUUCAGAGAGCUGUGUGCAUGCUGAGCAACACCACCACCAUCGCUGAGGCCUGGGCUUGCCUAGAUCACAAGUCUGAGCUGAUGCAUGUCAAGUGUGCCUUUGUGCAAUGGUAUGUGGGUGAGGGCAUGGAGGAUGGGGAGUUUUCUGAGGUCCAUGAAGACAUGGGUGCCCUAGAGAAGGAUUAUGAGGAGGUUGGUGUGGAUUCUGUUUAA